AUGCGCGCGCUCUGCUGGCAUUGGCCGCGUCCAGGGCGUCUUCUAGCUCUGGCCCCUCCCCCUCUCGUCGUCUUCACGCUCGUGAGCAUGUCCAACAGCUUCACCGCAUCGUCGUCGUCCUUCCCCGAGUCGUUCGACCUCACCACCAGCCUUGCCUCGCUCCACUACCCCUCCCGAGCCUCUCAAACGAGCUCGAGAACCUCUCCUGCCCCUCCCAUGGCCGAAGCCUCGCCGCGGUGCUCCGCUCAAGUUCGGCCGACCCGAGCCACCCCUCCAAUCCCUGACCUCAGCCACAUCGUCCCGGUGCUCCGGCGACCCUCCCCAGCCCCUCCAUUCUUCGCCGGAGUGCCUCAGGCUGUCGCCCCCAAGAUCAGCCGCCGCCGCCCAAGCCCUAUGCUCCGCGAGCCGCCGACGCCCCAUCCCCUCUCCGGCGCUACUGCUGCUCCAGGCAGGAGCAGCACACUGCCCCGCGUCCUCUGGUGGCCUCCACCUGGCCGGAGCCAGCCGGAGCAGGCUGGCCCGUCGCCGGCAGCGCCCUCCCCUGCUCCCUCCACUGUUUCCAUCGGGGGUGGACAGAGGAGGAAGAAGGCAGGGCCAGGCGGGCCCCGCUCCUCUUCCCUCACCCCACCCGUCAGCCGCACAAACCCCGGCCCCGCCUCUGCGCGCGUUGACCCGGUCGGCCGAUGUGGAUAA
Molecule: messenger RNA, 693 nt
Organism: Aegilops tauschii subsp. strangulata
Lineage: Eukaryota; Viridiplantae; Streptophyta; Magnoliopsida; Poales; Poaceae
Source: RefSeq, a predicted model, not a curated record